UCAAACAAGGAAGAUGAAGACAAAACUGAACACCUGCAAUGUACGGUCUCUGCUGCUUGUUUUCCUGGUGUGGGACCCAGCCAGGUUGGUGCUGGCUAACAUCCAAGAAGAUGAGGCUAAAAAUAACAUUACCAUCUUUACAAGAAUACUAGACAGACUUCUGGACGGUUACGAUAAUCGGCUUAGACCAGGACUGGGAGACAGUAUUACUGAAGUCUUCACUAACAUCUACGUGACCAGUUUUGGCCCUGUCUCAGAUACAGAUAUGGAAUAUACAAUAGAUGUUUUCUUUCGACAAAAAUGGAAAGAUGAGCGUUUAAAAUUUAAAGGUCCUAUGAAUAUCCUUCGACUUAACAAUUUAAUGGCUAGCAAAAUCUGGACCCCAGAUACUUUCUUUCACAAUGGGAAAAAGUCGGUGGCUCAUAACAUGACAAUGCCAAACAAGCUGCUUCGAAUCCAGGAUGAUGGGACACUGCUCUACACCAUGAGGCUUACAGUUCAAGCUGAAUGCCCAAUGCACUUGGAGGAUUUUCCAAUGGACGCUCACUCAUGCCCACUGAAAUUUGGAAGCUAUGCAUACACAACCUCAGAAGUCACUUAUAUUUGGACUUAUAAUGCUUCUGACUCCGUUCAGGUUGCUCCUGAUGGGUCUAGGUUAAAUCAGUAUGAUUUGCUGGGUCAGUCAAUUGGGAAGGAGACAAUUAAAUCCAGCACAGGUGAAUAUACUGUAAUGACAGCUCAUUUCCACUUGAAAAGAAAAAUUGGGUAUUUUGUGAUUCAGACCUAUCUGCCUUGCAUCAUGACUGUCAUUCUCUCCCAAGUGUCAUUCUGGCUGAACAGAGAAUCUGUGCCUGCAAGAACUGUGUUUGGAGUGACAACUGUCCUAACAAUGACAACACUGAGCAUCAGCGCUCGAAAUUCUCUCCCCAAAGUGGCUUAUGCUACUGCCAUGGACUGGUUUAUCGCUGUUUGUUACGCUUUUGUGUUUUCUGCCCUAAUUGAAUUUGCAACUGUUAAUUACUUCACCAAAAGAGGAUGGGCUUGGGAUGGGAAGAGUGUAGUAAAUGACAAGCCUAAAAAAGAGAAAAGUUCCGUCAUGAUACAGAACAAUGCCUAUGCGGUGGCUGUUGCCAACUACGCCCCAAAUCUUUCCAAAGAUCCUGUUCUCUCCACCAUCUCUAAAAGUGCAACGACGCCAGAACCCAAUAAGAAGCCAGAAAACAAGCCGGCUGAAGCCAAGAAAACCUUCAACAGUGUCAGCAAAAUUGACAGAAUGUCUAGAAUAGUUUUUCCAGUUCUGUUUGGUACAUUUAACUUAGUUUAUUGGGCUACCUACUUAAACAGGGAGCCUGUAUUAGGGGUCAGUCCAUGAGUCUAGACAUUGGUUACUUUUGGGCUAUAGCAACAUUACACUUGAUUUAUUUUGCUAUGUACAGUCUAACUAAUAACUGCUAAUUUAUGUCCCAAUAUGUACAGUAUGUAUAUAGUGGUAGAGCUUAUCAGUAGACCUCCUAAGGGGACCUGCAUUUGCUAACUCAUGGAAAUACAGGCAGAAAACAUCCCUUGCCAAAAGAACUGUUGCCUUUUAAAAGCGAUUUACCUUGGGAUUUAGUUUAAAGGGGAUUUCAGGUUAUGCAAUUUAUUUUCUAAUGUUCUAAUUAUGAUAAAAGUUGAGAUACAGUGUCACCCUUUGUGAAACCUUUGAAAUAGAUAUUACAUAGGAAAAAUCUCCUGUUACCUAUUGAUGAUCAGAGAUUAACAUUGGCACCCACAUGUGAGUUCUGCUGACUAUCUGAACAUCUGCACCUCUGAUCUGUUCCCUUCGGGAGUAUUCAGAACCCCUGCUAGUGUAAUGGAAGCUUGACACACAUCAGGAGAAAGCUAGAGAUGCGAAAGCAGUAAGCUUUUCCUUACUAUGUAGACUAUCUAUAGCCAUGUGCAUAUUACAAGCAUGACGAACUCACGUAACUAUGAGUCACAAUGACAGGAUGUUGAUUAUGCUGAAAUUUAAUAAUUAAUGGAAUGUCACGGCCGUCACAUUUUUAUCUUCUGAGUUUAUUUGAACAUAGUAACUGAAACCUAAGGCGCACUACACUCGUAGAUAACUACCUAACAUGAUAAAAAAAGAAGAUAUGUGGACUUAGUCUUUUCAGGUAUGUGUUGUCAGCUAAUUUUUUCUGGUGCUGGAGAGUGGGAGAAGGCAGCCAUCUUGGCGGCGAUGGAGCAAAGUUCCUUCAUCUCAGAUUAGAAAGUUGUGCCAAAAACUCCAAGCGAUGAGAAUUCAUAGGUGUCCCAGGUCCAGAUGCGCACUUAUAUGAUUCUCUGCUUUCCUGUUUACUGCAAAUUCUGCCUUAAGGCUUCUUCUCACUGGGACUCAGAAGCCACUAAUCAUAAAGGAAAGGGCAGUUCGUUGGCACAUUUUUCUGUCUGGAAAGCAGCUCUUUCGGAUAAGAAUUAAUAUAAAUCUGCUUUUGUAAAUUGCAACUUUAAAUUUCAUUGACUCGAAUUUACAGCAGCUUUGUAUACCAGAAGAGGUUUUGGUAAGAGUUGAACAUUUUUAAAUCACAACUUUAAAACAUCAUCAACAAAUUAUGGAUUGUGUCACACCACACACACACACACUAACACACACCACAUAGCUAAAUUAGAAAAUAAAAACAUGAUUUUCAAUUUUAUAUAACUACUGAUUGUUAAUGGGUAAAAUUUAUUUUUCUUUUAGUAUAUAAAGGUAUUUAUUUAUGCCCCUAAAAUAUGCUAAAGUUAAAUUGUUUCUGUCAAAACCAAAUUACCUUUGACUGAUAUGUACAUUAGCAGUUAUUAGUUGACUUUGAAAAUUAAGCGCAACUUCAUGAUGAUGUUUUUGUAGAAACCUAAGUAGUCAAAUAGUGGCAUUUCUUGCAAUUUUGUACAGUAUUUGAGUAUAGUGCCAAACAGGUCUGUUCACAAAAUCAAUAAAAGGGGCAUCUUCUGGAAAUAAGCAAACUCAAAAAAAUCUGCUGUUCUUUUGCUUCUUUCAAAUUUUUGAUUUUCUUUUCUAGUGCAGUUCUGUUACGUGGUUUGCAUGAUUGUAUUAAUACUAGGGCCACAGCUGCAUCUUAGUAACAAGACUCGCUACAAAGACAGCCAUGACGAUAAAAACUUCCUCACGCAAAGUAAUUCAUUAACCUUAAUAAAAUUAUUACAUGAGCCAAUAAAUGUAUUUUGUUAAUUCCCUUCUAGUUACAUCUUCUCUAUCAUCUAAAUAAUUUUAAAAUGUG
Messenger RNA from Alexandromys fortis (reed vole), 3257 nucleotides. It is a transcript of the gene Gabra2, whose product is annotated as gamma-aminobutyric acid type A receptor subunit alpha2. The transcript is spliced from 10 exons. The record is from RefSeq and is a predicted model, not a curated record. Gene Ontology annotation, cellular component: GABA-A receptor complex; dendrite membrane; postsynapse. Gene Ontology annotation, biological process: nervous system process; chloride transmembrane transport; synaptic transmission, GABAergic. Gene Ontology annotation, molecular function: GABA-A receptor activity; benzodiazepine receptor activity; inhibitory extracellular ligand-gated monoatomic ion channel activity. Bases 14 to 1372 code for a protein of 452 amino acids. NCBI's taxonomy places the organism in Eukaryota, Metazoa, Chordata, Mammalia, Rodentia, Cricetidae.